UAUAUAUUUGUUAAAAAACAAAGGAAGUUGGGAUUAAGAAAAAAAUAGUUUGUAACUAACAAGUGAGUGGAUUUAUUGAGAUCGGAGGCGGCCUUAAGAGGAUGGAUGUGGAAAAAGUGAAGGGAUACAUAGAGAAUUCAACCACCAUCGAAGGAGACGGAUUGCCUUUCAGAUUCUUCGAAAGCCUAAUCAUGCAUGGUCUCAGCGUUGAUCUCAUCGAAACCGGUCGCGUCGUUUGCUCUUUUAAAGUCUCCCCUCGUCUGCUGAACGGAGAAAAUUCCUUGCAUGGUGGGGUCACAGUGACACUUGUGGACUUGGUUAGCUCAGCAGCAAUAUACACUGUUGGCGCUCCCUUCCCUGGAUCUUCAGUUGAGAUAAAUGUCUCUUUCUUGGAUGCUGCUUAUGCUGAUGAGGAAAUUGAGAUAGAAGCAAGGGCUUUGCGUGUUGGGAAGGCUGUUGCUGUUCUCAGUGCUGAACUUAGGAAGAAAAAUACUGGGAAAAUUAUUGCUCAAGGCCGUCAUACUAAGUAUCUCCCUCUACCAAGUAAAAUGUAGAUGACAUUUUAAUUUAAAUAAUCAUCCUCAUAAUUCCUCCACUAGGAACCAAUAAAAUGAAUUGCAUCAUGCAUUUGCUGAAUAUACUAUGGAUUCAUGCUUUUAUAAGACACUUAUAGUUGAAUUUCACAUGAAAUUACUUUA
Durio zibethinus is the source of this 698-nucleotide messenger RNA. RefSeq lists its product as uncharacterized. The record is from RefSeq and is a predicted model, not a curated record. Lineage: Eukaryota; Viridiplantae; Streptophyta; Magnoliopsida; Malvales; Malvaceae. Gene Ontology annotation, molecular function: fatty acyl-CoA hydrolase activity.